GUCAUAUCUGGGAAAGACUGGUAUCUCCCUGACAGCUGGAGGGUCCACUCCCAUACAGUAGACGAAGUCUGCCAGGCUAAAUGUUGACUAACUUCUUUAUAAACCUAUAAAUAACUGCACUUUAUUCUUUCCGAAAAGGAAACAAUGGAGACCGACCCAGUGUUCUUCACUGAUCGCAGUGGACGAAUCACCAGUAACCCACUGCUGGACCAGCUCCCCAGCUACCAGUCCCUUCUGUACCGCAGAAAGUCGUCAGCUAGCAGCAACAAACGAAGGAACAGCUCCAGAGGGAGGCUCGGCUCCUCUAGCAGUGGGAAAUGGGGCAUGAGCACCUUCACCAGACCUUUAGAGAAACAGAAGAGUCAAGUGACGGAGCAGCAGCCCAUCAGAGAACUCGCCAAGCCCAUGGCUGAGAAACGCAGAGACAAAACACAGCGCCUGGAAGAGGCUCAAGAGUUAAGCAACUGGAGACAGUGGAGGCGAAGCAGCCGCAGGUAUCUGAGGAGGCUGAAGGAUGAUACCCAGGAAUGGCUGAGCUCCAUGAAGCUCUGGAGGGGCGACAUCCACCUGAUAGAAGGGAUGUUCGGCACAGGGAUCCUGUCGUACUUCUCCUUCCUUCGCUUUCUGGUCGUGCUGAACUUAAUUAUCUUUCUAAUCAAGUUCAUCUUCGUCAUGUUCCCCAUCAUCGUUGCUCCUUACGCUUCAGGAAAUAUCACUUACAACCUAAAUGAUGCUGGAGUGUGCAGCGUUUAUCCAAGCAGCGCCCGUCGAGGUCUUGUCAUCUUUCAUGAGCACAUUACAGAUCUGCUCUCUGGUGGAGGCUUUCUGGAACAGACCUAUCUUUUCUACGGCUUCUACAAGGUGGACAAGAUCCAUUUUACAAACGUCACUUAUAAUUUGGCUCUGGCAUACCUGCUGUCCACCAUAGCGUACCUCUCCCUCAGUCUUAUCUGGAUUGUUAAAAGGUCUGCCAGAGGAUUUAAACGUAACCUGGUUCAGGAUGAGGAUCGCUUUCAGAGUUUUUGCAACAAGAUCUUUGCUGGCUGGGAUUUCUGCAUCACCAAUGAGAACGCAGCAAGGCUGAAAAGGAGCAGUUUGCUUUAUGAGCUCAGGACGGAUCUGGAGGAGGAAAGGAUAAAACAGAAAAUAGCAGAUCGCACCCGCAAAGACAAGUGUCGGAUUUAUCUCAUCCGUCUCAUCCUCAACCUGUUUGUCAUUGGUGUCCUGGCUGGUUGCUUCUACAGCAUUUACAUCGCCACCGUCUUCUCCCAGGAAGCACAAAUGACAAAGGUGAAUUUCAUUGUGGACCUCAUCUACGAAUAUCUGCCCUCAAUUGUUAUCACGGUGGCCAACUUCAUCACCCCCCUUCUCUUCUCCGUUAUCAUCAACUACGAGGACUACUCUCCUGCUUUUGAGAUCCGCUUCACUCUCAUGAGGUGUGUUUUCAUGCGGUUGACCAGUAUUGCAGUUUUGCUCUUCUCUCUGUGGUCUCAGAUAACUAAUUGUGAAAAGGAGUGUGUCUGUGGCUACAACCAUUUACUAUAUUCUUGUUGGGAGACCCGUGUGGGCCAGGAGAUGUACAAACUCACCAUCUUUGACUUCAUCACCAUUGUUGCGGUCACCAUCUUUGUGGAGUUUCCUCGCAAGCUGCUUGUGAAGCACUGUGACUGUGGCCUGGCGAAGUGGUGGGGCCAGCAGGAGUUUGCUAUUCCUCAGAACGUGUUAGAGAUCGUCUACGGUCAGACCAUCUGCUGGAUCGGCACAUUCUUCUGCCCGAUGCUGCCUGCCAUCUGCACCAUCAAAUACUUCUUUAUUUUCUACAUCAAAAAGGUAUCGUUGAUCAAGAACUGCCGUCCAGCCACACGCCCAUUCCGAGCAUCCAGCUCCAACUUCUUCUUCCUCGGUGUGCUGCUGAUCGGCCUGGCUCUUGCCUGUCUUCCUGUCACAGUUAGUGUAGCACAAAUAAACUGUUCCCAUGCUUGUGGACCAUUUGUUAAUUUCAAUACCUCCUGGGAGGUGCUGCCAACUACAGUAUCCCAGCUACCCAGUGGAGCCCAAAACCUCCUCUUUGCUCUCUCAUCAGAGGCCUUUGCUGUCUCCUUCUUUGUUGUUACAUGUUUGGCCAUGUUUUAUGUGAUUGCUUUAGCGGGAGCACACAAGAGAGUCAUUAACCAGCUAAGGGAGCAGCUAGCUAUGGAGGGUCGUGACAAACGAUUCCUGAUCCAGAAGUUGUGCCAGGCCCAGAGGCUCUCCCCUGUCAGAUCCCCGGUGUCCAAAUCUCAGCCCCGCAGAGGCAGCAGAAGCAGCCCCAGCUACCACACCAGCUUCUCCAGCAAUUUCAAUGAGGGAGUGUUCCUGGCACACUCACCUCCUGACUCGUCCACACAUGUGUGAGGCAGGUGCCCAACUGUAGAGAACAAAGUGUACAGGACUUGCAAGCUGUUUCAAUUAUUUCUUUAAGUGUUAAUUCUUAUUUGUUUUACUGUGAAAACACCACAUUUUGGGUGCUACUCUGAACCUGCUGACAGUGUUCUAUCGUUGACAAUACGAAAAUUGUAAAACUAUUAAGAAGCAGCACUAUUUUUAAACUAAAACAAUCAUUCCUGGUCACCUGUGGUGUUUUCUCAUACUGUGCGUACUGUCAUUUUUUCCUUCUGAGAAGGACUUGCUUUAAACUACUGUACUUUCUAAAUUUUAUGCACUUUAAAUGUGUUAACACUAGAUUUUCCUACUACUUCUAUGUUAGUAGUGCUGUGUAUUUGUUGUAUGUAUGUUUUACAUCUAGCACUCUAUAGCAUUGUGAAUCACUCUGUUGCAUAAUAAUGAAAAUAACUAACUUCAAAAUACUAAACUGUAACAAUAUUUUUUAACAAAAGUGUGACUGUAUCUUCAACAUAUCUUUUGGAUGGUGGGUGUUUUGUUACUAUUGAUAAUGUUUUGGUCAGACUUAAGGGAAAAUGCUGUGUAACUUAUGAUGCCUUGAUAUGACUGUGGUGACUACUUUUAAUGUGAAACCAUAGACAUAAAAAAAUAAAUAUUUGUUUUUUUUU
Messenger RNA from Acanthochromis polyacanthus (spiny chromis), 3050 nucleotides. Its product is annotated as transmembrane channel-like protein 7. The coding region runs from base 145 to 2394 and encodes 749 amino acids. Gene Ontology annotation, cellular component: plasma membrane. The record is from RefSeq and is a predicted model, not a curated record. Lineage: Eukaryota; Metazoa; Chordata; Actinopteri; Pomacentridae. Gene Ontology annotation, molecular function: mechanosensitive monoatomic ion channel activity. The transcript is spliced from 16 exons.